UGUGCCAUCAAGAACGUGGAACAACAACCGACGCAUCCCCGAAAAAUGGAGAACGACUUGAAGUACAUGAGGUUUUUGGACUAUUUCUCCUUGGAAGGGAAAUUCGAUGAGCUCGUCGGAAUCGCGCUCUUCGGCCUAGGCCGGGCUGGAACCAUACAACUCCAGAAUCUCUUGUCUUGCGUUCGUUCUCAAGUGUGUUACGUCGUUGAAGAGUCGCAAGAAAGACUGCGAGUUGUGGAGGAUAAGUACAAGCACAAAAUUCCCAAUGCAAAAUUCGUGAGAGUGACUCACAUUUCGAGUCUAUUGAAGGAUCCCAGCGUUCGAGCUGUUAUUGUUUGCACCCCUACUUUCUCGCACAAGGACAUUGUAUGCAAAGCCUUGGCUGCCGGGAAACAUGUCUUCUGUGAGAAACCGGUUGCAGAGACGAAUGAGGAUGUUCGAGAAUGUUACAAUACCGCGAAGGCCCACAACGUGAAAUUAUUCUGUGCCUUCAACAGAAGAUAUGAUCCCGGCUUGAGGAGUAUCAAGAAUAAGGUGCUCAAAGGCGAACUCGGUGACGUCUAUCUGAUUAAAACGACGAGCAGAGAUUCUCCUAUUCCAAGCAUCGAGUAUCUACGCUCGUCUGGAGGGAUUUUCCAUGACUGUGCAGUUCAUGACAUCGACGCCGUCUGCUGGCUGAUGGGGGAGAAACCAAUACGGGUCCAAGUGUUCGGGUCGUUGCUCUCCCCGCCUCUGAAAGAACUCGAGGGUCGCGAUUUCGAUACGGUCACAAUAAGUUUCCAAUUCGCGUCGGGAAAACUGGCCCUGAUUGAUCUGAGCAGGAACGCCUGCUAUGGAUACGAUCAGCGUUGUGAGGUGUUCGGUAGCAAGGGUAUGUUGGAGAACCUGAAUAAUCGACCCAAUGGUAUUCAGCAGCAGACUUACAAUGCUACGAAGCAGGAUCCGAUUCUUUACUCAUUCCCUUCGAGAUACCAAGAAUCCUAUCAAAUUGAAUUGCAAUAUUUCCUGGAUCUAGUGGUGGGUAACGCCAAAGAAGAAGUUCUCCAAGAGGAUGUUCUCGCUGUGACAAGGAUUGCUUCUGCCUGCGAGAAAUCCGCUAAAGAGGGGAUCGUAGUCAAUUUGGAUUGGUAGAAACGCUCUCAUGCGGCGCUCGUCAGGUCAACAACAUACCUCAGUAACACCGUAGAUUCUGUGGACCUACAUAUAUUUUCCCGUCAUUCUCCACAUUAGAAUAGCAUGCGGAGCACGGUCAUACUGAUGAUGGAUCAAGCGAGAAUCAACGUUAUUCAUUCUGAGUGUCUUCGGGUGCGAAACCAGGCCCAAAUUAAGGGUAGGAGAAU
Molecule: messenger RNA, 1340 nt
Organism: Galendromus occidentalis (western predatory mite)
Lineage: Eukaryota; Metazoa; Arthropoda; Arachnida; Mesostigmata; Phytoseiidae
Exons: 9
Coding region: 46-1131 (361 amino acids)
Biological process (GO): NADPH regeneration
Cellular component (GO): cytoplasm
Molecular function (GO): nucleotide binding; oxidoreductase activity
Source: RefSeq, a predicted model, not a curated record